ACUCUUCCUCUCGAGGCUGCGCUGCAGACACCCGGUAAAUUUGCCAUCGAUCGAAUACGACGACUCAAAGCCAAGCUGGGCCGAUCAGGUGGAGGAAGAGGGAGAUGAAGGUUCACUCACUCCCUUCACCAAAAGAGACAGUUAAAGGUAAUUUUAAGACUGUCACAGAAUACAAGAUUGAUGAAGAUGGCAAGAAGUGUAAGAUUAUCAGGAAUUUCAAAAUUGUGACACGGAACGCCUCCAAAGCAGUGGCCAGGAGAAAGAACUGGAAGAAAUUUGGCAAUUCAAAAUUUGACCUACCAGGUCCCAAUGUUGCCACCAUGACAGUGAGUGAUGAUGUCUUCAUGACCUUCAUUUCCAAUAACAAGGACUUGAAUGCCCAAGACCAGGAUGAGGAUCCCAUGAACAAGCUGAAAGAACAGAAGAUUGUGUCCUGCCGUAUUUGCAAAGGGGAUCACUGGACCACCCGCUGUCCACACAAGGACACGCUUGGUCCAAUGCAGAAGGAACUGGCUGAGCAGUUGGGCCUGUCCAAGGGGGAAAAAGAGAAAGCAGCAGAUCCUGAACCUGCUCAGCCAGUCCAGAAUUAGACCGGGAAGUAUGUUCCCCCCAGCCUGCAGGACGGUGCUACGCACAGAGGAGAGUCCAUGCAGCCUAACCGCAGAGCUGAUGAUAAUGCUACAAUCCAUGUGACCAACCUGUCUGAGGACACCAGAGAAACAGACCUGCAGGAGCUGUUCAGACCUUUCGGUUUCAUCUCUAGAAUCUAUCUGGCCAAGGACAAGAACACAGGCUAGUCUAAGGGCUUUUCCUUCAUCAGCUUCCACCGCCGCGAGGAUGCUGCCAGAGC
Messenger RNA from Myxocyprinus asiaticus (Chinese sucker), 850 nucleotides. RefSeq names its product eukaryotic translation initiation factor 3 subunit G-like. The record is from RefSeq and is a predicted model, not a curated record. NCBI's taxonomy places the organism in Eukaryota, Metazoa, Chordata, Actinopteri, Cypriniformes, Catostomidae. The coding region runs from base 105 to 590 and encodes 161 amino acids. The transcript has a single exon.